CAACGUUUCAAGUGACGAUGCGGCCCGCGUCUCCGGGACAUGAAAACGCACCUUACGGUUCUAGUGACUUUCUCGAAAGAAAGCUACGAGGUUAGCAAUAGCAAACCUUUGGAAAAUCGAUUAAAUCCGGGUAUAUGGUAGAAACUUGACUAACUCGACUAGUUUCAUGUUGUUGCGUGAUCGUUGCCGUUUGCUAUAUAGUUUUGGCCGAUGGCGGCUGUCAACUGGUGUAUCUCCGUCUUUCGUGGAAUUCGUUCUCAUCAGUUUCCCAAUCAUCUCGAAAAUUUCCGCUUACAAGUAGUUACCACGCAUCUGCGUUAAAUUGAUUUUCCUAUGAGUCUGUGAGAUUAUCAUUUACAACAUUUGUAUGACAUCGGGCAAAGAAACAAUGGGUCUCUUGGUUUUAAUAAAUUACAGCGAACAACCAAUUUUCACAUGUAAAGCACAUGUGUUUCAUAUUGAUCCUAAGACAAAAAGAUCUUGGGUAUCAGCAUCUACAGCAGCAGUAUCUAUUUCAUUUUUUUAUGAUUCAACAAGGAAUCUAUAUAGAAUAAUUUCUGUUGAAGGAUCAAAGGCAGUAAUAAAUAGUACUAUUACUCCAAACAUGACCUUCACAAAAACAUCACAGAAGUUUGGACAAUGGUCAGAUGUUAGAGCUAAUACUAUAUAUGGUCUUGGCUUUUCAUCUGAAGUAGAAUUAGGAAAGUUCAUAGAGAAGUUUCAGGAAGUGAAGGAAGCCACUAAAUUAGCUAGUGCUAAGUUACAAUCAAACAGUUCAUCCGUUACUCCUGCUACUAGUGCAAAUGUUAGCCCAAUUACGUCAAGAUCUGGUAUGCCAUCAUCGGAACAAGAUCUUAUAGAUCCGCCAAAUUCGUCGAUGAUUAAUUCCAAUGUAUCAGCAUCGAAUAAUCCCAAUCCAAAUGCCAACAUGAUCUCUACUCAAAACAGUGUGUCUUUGGUAAGCAGCAGUCCCUUACCUGGUAGUUGUCAGAAUAAAGUGGAUGAUGAAUUGAAAAAUGCAGUCCAUUCAAGAUCACAGAGUGUUUCUCAGCAGAGUACAGAAAGUCCACAACAUCAAGGGAAAUCAUCGCAACUUUGUUCGACGCAAGGUGGACAAUCGGCUGAAAUGCAGCUUAAAUAUGAGAACGAUAGGCUGAAACUUGCAUUAGCACAAAGUUCGGCAAAUGCUAAAAAAUGGGAGGUGGAAUUAACUACUUUGAAAACAAAUAAUGCCAGAUUAACAAGUGCACUACAAGAGUCUACAGCUAAUGUUGAUGAGUGGAAAAGACAGUUACAAUUAUAUAAAGAAGACAACGCAAGGAUCAAAGCCAAGUAUGCAGAUCUAGAAGCUGGAAAAAUAGCAGAAGGCAAUAGUGAAGCAUUAAGGUUGAGAGUUGAAGCAUUAGAAAGUGAGCUUAGAACAAAAAAUGAAGAAAUCAAAGCUCUUACUAUAGCUACAAAAAAUAAAGAUUUUAUAGCCUUACAGAAAGAAAACGUAGAACUUCGUGAAAUGUUAAGGGUUGUUCAUGAACAAUUAGAACUUGCGUUAAGCGCAAAUAAAGUCCAAAAACAAAAUUUGGAUACACUGAAUGCCAGAUUAGCUGGAUAUAUACAAGAUUUGGUAACUGUACAUCGAGAAAUUACAAACACAUUGCAAUCUUAAGUUCACAUGUAGUGAUGUCUAAGAAUAUUUGUCAUGGGAGUUUUGUAUUUAUGAUAUAAGCGAAGUAAACAAAUGGACGGUGUAGAUUAAUACAAUGGGAAAGGUUCCAAAAAAAACAUGCAGUAAAAAAAAAUCUUAAAAAAUAAACUAAGAAUACUAUCUUUAAAUGAUAAAGAUAGAUUGCAUCUCCUUAACGUCUAUUUUAUGUUAAUGAUAACAUUUGAUGUUUUUCUUCAUAUAUCAUUGUAUGUUUUUUUUUUCGUGCCAUAUUCAUAUUCUUAUUGUAUAUAAAAAUGUGUUCUUUUCUAAUAUCGUUUUUGUGUUUUCAUAAUUUGUAUACUUGUGCACGUAAAAAAGAAUUUUGUAUGUUCUAUAAAUAUAGAAAAUACUUCUAUUUCUGCACAGAAAAAACAUAUUAUGAAUUUACAUAUUAUG
Heterotrigona itama is the source of this 2098-nucleotide messenger RNA. The record is from the annotation of a GenBank genome assembly. NCBI's taxonomy places the organism in Eukaryota, Metazoa, Arthropoda, Insecta, Hymenoptera, Apidae.